CACGCACUUACAAACGCGUGCUUGGCAAGUGCACUCUCACCAACGCAUGCAUGGCGACGUAUUACUCCAUGCAAAGCAAAGGGAUUUGUAAAGGUCUCCAUGCCAAGCAGCCAAGUAUGUACUUGACCAAGAAUGCAUUGGUCCAAGACACCUCUGAACGUCCAAUCUGCCGGUCCGUGAUCCAGCAUUGAAGCGGAACCGGAAACCGGAAGUGGAGGCUGCGAGUCACCAGCCUUCGACCUCCAACAUUGGCAACGCAGUGCCGGAGCACCGUCCGCAGUCCGACGUGGACCGAGUCUCCAACUGCUUCCGCCAAGGCGUGGUCUGCUGCGACCCACCGUCGUUUCUCGCAGUGAGAGGGAUCCGGUCGUUCAACCAGUGUGUCGGCGAUCUUGACGAAAACAGACCUGAGGGGGAUUCCUCAUUCCCAAACUCAAAAUGGGUCACGACUGUCCAGUUUGCGGCAAAAAGAAUGAGUUCGCGUCCAAGCUGGUUGUGCACCUGCGGACCCACACGGGGGAGAAGCCUUUUGAGUGCAGGGUUUGCAACAAGAAGUUCAGCCAACGUAGCCAGCUCAAACCGCACCUCCGAAUCCACACAGGAGAGAAGCCCUUCGAGUGCAAGGUUUGCAACAAGAAGUUCACGGAAAGUGCCAGCCUCAGAGUGCAUCUCCGGACCCACACUGGGGACAAGCCCUUUGAGUGCACGGUUUGCAACAAGAAGUUCAUCCGUGGUGGCGACCUUAGAGUGCAUCUCCGGACCCACACUGGGGACAAGCCCUUUAAGUGCACGGUUUGCUACAAGAAGUUCGCCGAAAGUGGCAGCCUCAGAGUGCAUCUGCGGAUCCACACAGGAGACAAGCCCUUUGAGUGCACGGUCUGCAACAAGAAGUUCACCAUAAGUGGCAGCCUCAGAAAGCAUCUCCUGACUCACACAGGAGAAAGGCCCUUUAAGUGCACGGUUUGCAACAAGAAGUUCAUCCAAGGUAGCGAACUCAGAGAGCAUCUCCGGACCCACACAGGAGACAAGCCCUUUGAGUGCACGGUCUGCAACAAGAAGUUCACCAGAAGUGGCAGCCUAAGAAUGCAUCUCCGGACCCACACAGGAGACAAGCCCUUCGAGUGCACGGUUUGCAGCAAGAAGUUCACCGAAAGUGGCCAUCUCAGAAAGCAUCUCCGGAUCCACACAGGAGACAAGCCCUUUGAGUGCACGGUUUGCAGCAAGAGGUUCUGCCAAAACUCUCAUCUGAAAAAGCAUCUGCGAACCCACACUGGAGGACACGAUUUGAACAUCCAGUUGGCAAAUGGGAGUUUAGUCAUCUUGCAAGAUGACAGCAGUCUCAACUGCGCAUUCUCGUUGAGGAAAAACGGUAGGCUGAAUUUUUCGGAAGACGAUUACUUAAGCGGCAGGCGUAAGUGUACCGGUUGAGACUGUUCGCGAGGCGCAUAAUUAAGAUACUUAGUCCGAAUUUGUUUAAUGUAAGGAAAACUAUCCGUGUCUCAAUCUCUUGUCAUUUACAAGCUUAUAGUUUUUUUUCAUUGUUAGAUGUAAAAUGGGAAGUCAUUUUGAACAAUUGGACUGGGCUCUGGAAGUCUUAAGCCCUAAUUUGAAAAUGAUUUUAUUUCCGAUUCGAAUACAUGACAAUAUGUGAAUUUGACUUUCCGUCUCUGAAAUAUGACUCGUUUGUUUUAAGGACGCUUCCGUUGAUCUUUGGAAGAUGGCAUGGAUUGAUUGAUUCUGGUCAACGAUUCAUAAGUUUUCUCUCAAUUUGACUCUGUUGCACGUUUAAUGAUGUUACUUGUAUGCACUACUGUUUUUGCCUCUAUAUUGAAUAAAAAAGUAUUAUUGACGUGUCCA
Messenger RNA from Thrips palmi, 1857 nucleotides. Its product is annotated as zinc finger protein 239-like. Gene Ontology annotation, molecular function: RNA polymerase II cis-regulatory region sequence-specific DNA binding; DNA-binding transcription activator activity, RNA polymerase II-specific. Lineage: Eukaryota; Metazoa; Arthropoda; Insecta; Thysanoptera; Thripidae. The record is from RefSeq and is a predicted model, not a curated record. Bases 439 to 1428 code for a protein of 329 amino acids. The transcript is spliced from 4 exons. Gene Ontology annotation, cellular component: nucleus. Gene Ontology annotation, biological process: regulation of transcription by RNA polymerase II.